This is a messenger RNA of Oreochromis niloticus (Nile tilapia), 1363 nucleotides long. RefSeq names its product Ras-related protein Rab-33B-like. NCBI's taxonomy places the organism in Eukaryota, Metazoa, Chordata, Actinopteri, Cichliformes, Cichlidae. Gene Ontology annotation, molecular function: GTP binding; GTPase activity. The coding region runs from base 45 to 749 and encodes 234 amino acids. The record is from RefSeq and is a predicted model, not a curated record. Gene Ontology annotation, biological process: Rab protein signal transduction. The transcript has 2 exons.
UAUUUCAGAGCUGUAGCGCCGUCUAGACCGCGAGAAGAUGAGCAAUGGCAAUAGAAAACAAACCUGGGGAGGAAUUUGACACAAUUUUCAGUCGAAACGACUCCCUGGAGCUCUCCUCUCACCACGAAUACGACACUACACACGCUCGGAUUUUCAAGAUAAUAGUAAUAGGAGACUCAAAUGUGGGGAAGACGUGUUUGACCUACCGGUUUUGCGGGGGCACUUUCCUGAAAAACCCCGAGGCAACUAUCGGGGUCGAUUUCAGAGAGAGGACGCUGGAGCUGGAUGGAGAGAGUAUCAAGUUACAGAUUUGGGACACAGCAGGUCAGGAGCGCUUCAGGAAGAGCAUGGUGGAGCACUACUACCGCAGCGUCCACGCUGUGAUCUUUGUGUAUGACGUGACCAGCCUUUCUUCCUUCGAGAGCAUCCCCGAGUGGAUUCAGGAGUGCAGCCGGCACUCCGUGGGGCCCCUUGUGCCCCGCAUCAUGGUAGGAAACAAGUGUGACCUGAGGGACCGCCGGGAGGUUCCCACAUCAGCCGCACAGUGUCUCGCUGACAGCUACAACUUCCCGCUGUUUGAGACUUCAGCCAAGGACCCGUCUGAAAAGGAAAAUGUGGAUGCUAUCUUUCUGACUUUAGCUUACAGGCUGAAGAGCCACAAACCCCUGAGACUAAAGCAGCCCAGUGAGAGCAAUUUGAGGCAAAUGUGGAACCAGAGAGAGCGGGAAGCAGCAACUUGUCAAUGCUGAGGUCACCUACAUCCUCCAUGGAUGUACUUGGAUUAUAUAAUACUAUCAUGGCAGUCCUUCAGGAGUGUGCUGAGAAAAGCAGAUUUCAACAACACAGAGGCUUAAAAUUUAUAAAGCACUCUCAUAUCAGUUAGCUAGAAAUGAUAGAAGCUUGGUAAGAUUUUACAAUUUUCCCUGCCUGGUAUGAGGCACAGCUAAAUUAAAUAAACAAGUCAGUAAAAUGCAUGAAUGCAUAUGGAGGUAUGCCGAGUAUUUGUAGCCCAAACUGCACUUCGGAUCGCCGAGUCUGCAAACAGAAGAUUGCAGAGCGCACUUUAGUGGAUGCAUGAUCAUAAAUGAUAUGCAGCCGUUGCCAGUACAGCAGCAUUACUGCACUAUAGUGUAUCUGCAGGUCUCAAUGCAAUUAAAAGACAAACGUAAUGAAGAGAAAAAUUGAUUUUUUUUGUGUGUGUGUGUGUGUGUAAAGGGACCAAUAGGAUAUGCUGAUACUGUGACGAACACUGCAAUUGAAUGUUCUGAAGUGAUAUUUUAGUUCUUAAAAGUGCAGUGUGAGACUUGGUGCUGUUAUUGAAUGUAUUUGUGUCAGCUAAUGCACAUGGACAGCUGUUUGAAGA